This is a messenger RNA of Lynx canadensis (Canada lynx), 2561 nucleotides long. Its product is annotated as Golgi pH regulator. The transcript has 14 exons. Bases 162 to 1529 code for a protein of 455 amino acids. NCBI's taxonomy places the organism in Eukaryota, Metazoa, Chordata, Mammalia, Carnivora, Felidae. Gene Ontology annotation, biological process: intracellular pH reduction. The record is from RefSeq and is a predicted model, not a curated record. Gene Ontology annotation, cellular component: Golgi cisterna membrane. Gene Ontology annotation, molecular function: voltage-gated monoatomic anion channel activity.
UUGGCUGACUGGGGCGCAGCUUGAUGGCGUCGGGCUGGCGAGCUGCGGUCCCGCGGGUGGACCCGGGGCGAAGGCCGCCUGUGUGAGAGGGCCAGUGGCCCAAGCUCGCUGCGGACACGGGGAGGGGGAAUCGGGGGCACUAGGCCUCCCUACACUUCGCCAUGAGUUUCCUGAUCGACUCCAGUAUCAUGAUUACCUCCCAGAUACUUUUCUUUGGAUUUGGAUGGCUUUUCUUCAUGCGCCAACUGUUUAAGGACUAUGAAGUACGUCAAUAUGUGGUACAGGUGAUCUUCUCUGUGACUUUCGCAUUUUCGUGCACCAUGUUUGAGCUCAUCAUCUUUGAAAUCUUAAAAGUAUUGAAUAGCAGUUCCCGUUAUUUUCACUGGAAAAUGAACCUGUGCGUAAUCCUUCUGAUCCUGGUGUUCAUGGUGCCUUUUUACAUUGGCUAUUUUAUUGUGAGCAACAUCCGACUAUUGCAUAGGCAGCGACUGCUCUUCUCCUGUCUCCUGUGGUUGACCUUCAUGUACUUCUUCUGGAAACUAGGAGACCCAUUUCCCAUUCUCAGCCCGAAACAUGGGAUUUUGUCCAUAGAACAGCUCAUCAGCCGGGUAGGUGUGAUCGGUGUGACUCUCAUGGCUCUUCUUUCUGGAUUUGGUGCUGUCAACUGCCCAUACACGUACAUGUCCUACUUCCUCAGAAAUGUGACUGAUGCAGAUAUCCUCGCCCUGGAACGGCGACUGCUCCAAACCAUGGACAUGAUUAUCAGCAAAAAGAAAAGGAUGGCAAUGACACGGAGAACUAUGUUCCAGAAGGGGGAGGUGCAUAACAAACCAUCAGGAUUCUGGGGAAUGAUAAAAAGUGUUACCACUUCAGCACCAGGAAGUGAAAAUCUCACUCUUAUCCAACAGGAAGUGGACGCUUUGGAAGAACUAAGCAGGCAGCUUUUUCUGGAAACAGCUGAUCUGUAUGCUACCAAGGAGAGAAUAGAAUAUUCCAAAACAUUUAAGGGAAAAUACUUCAAUUUUCUGGGUUACUUUUUCUCUAUUUACUGUGUUUGGAAAAUUUUCAUGGCAACGAUUAAUAUCGUUUUUGACCGGGUUGGGAAAACUGAUCCUGUCACAAGAGGCAUUGAGAUCACUGUGAAUUAUCUGGGGAUCCAAUUUGAUGUGAAGUUCUGGUCUCAACACAUUUCCUUCAUUCUGGUUGGAAUCAUCAUCGUUACAUCUAUCCGAGGACUGCUGAUCACUCUUACCAAGUUCUUUUAUGCCAUCUCUAGCAGUAAGUCCUCCAACGUCAUUGUCCUGCUGUUAGCACAGAUAAUGGGCAUGUACUUUGUCUCCUCUGUGCUGCUGAUUCGAAUGAGCAUGCCUCUAGAAUAUCGUACCAUAAUCACCGAAGUCCUGGGGGAGCUACAGUUCAACUUCUAUCACCGUUGGUUUGAUGUGAUCUUCCUGGUCAGUGCUCUCUCCAGCAUACUGUUCCUCUAUUUGGCUCACAAACAGGCACCAGAGAAGCAUAUGGCACCUUGAACUCAUGCCUGUUACAGACUGCUACGGGCCAGUAGCGUCAGAAUUUGGAUUUAAGAGAAAACAAUGGAGGGGACCAGGGCCUAAUAUUUUUUAAACAAUCAAAACACUGAGGUAGCAGAUUCUACCUCCAGCUUAUGCCUUCCUCCUCAGCUGAUACUGUGAUCAUGUAGCAUUAGCUAGAACAUGAGCGUGAAGUAAACUCAAGCUAGCCCUCAGCGGAGCGCAUCCCACGUGGGUUUGAGGCCGAUGCAGCAUGGCGGAAGAGGGGUGGAAAAGAGCCAAGAAACUAGUCUGGGAGAAUACACUGGAGCCCUAGGGUAAGAGGAAGUCUGAGGUAGCUGGGCCAAACACACAGGAUCUCUGUCAAGGCUCACACGGAGGAGGUUCUGGCUUUCCCUUAAGAUUGACAAUCAUUAAAAUCAGAUUGGAACCCUUUGGCCUUAGCUUCAUUUUAUCAAGGAUAGCUUGGUAGUGUGCUUGUGUGAUCUAACGUGAGUUGGCAUCCCCCAGCCAACCCCCGCCCCAUAAAAAUUACCAACAGGUUAUCUGUUCUUGUCCGGGGAUGGAAUGGUGUGCUACUGAAAUAGAUUCUACCGAGAGAGGUCAGGUAUAUCAUCUUUAUUGAUUUCCUUUUAAGUCCGUAUUUGAGAGUGAAUUACUGUGCAUUCAAGUUGGUGAUGAUGUCUCAGUUUUUUUUUUUCUUUCCAUCUGCUCCCUCAUGCUGUGGGGUAAAACAAUGAAUAACUGUUAACUGGAAUAAGUUUUCCUAUUGUAGACCCUACUUUUCUCCAUCUGUGAAAGGAAAAUGUUGGAAAGUUUAUAGAAUAUUCAGAAAUGCAAUUUAAGGAAAUCCUGAAUUUUAUUGUGCUGGGACUUCCAGAGGCAAAAUGAAAGUUAAAGCAUAAAAGCAAGUUUACCAAAAACAAAAGCACUAUUAAGGUUUGAUCAGCUAACAAGGAAGACUCUAAAGGCAUUCUUAAUGGCAUCUGUUUUAGCAACCACAACAUUCUUACAAAACCAUAAUUUUAAUAG